AUGUCAGAACAUAUUUUUGCAAUACCAUCCUCUCUGACGAGAAAAAUGUCACGCCUGUCCGUGAGACGCUCGCCACCACAUGUGACUACUUCCUCCAGCCAUGAUCAAGCCCCCAAAAAUGUAGAAAUUGGGAAAAAUAUUGGUCGAUAUGGACCAGCUUAUUCGUGGAAUUUAUUUGAGGCUACUACACUUGACACAAAACGAAAAUGUACAGCAUUUAUGUGUGAUAAAAAGCUAUUGGAUAGAAUCAAUAAAAAUCGUCGACGUGAAUUAAUUUUAGAGACUCUACGCAGUGAUUUGACAAAUUUAAACAAACUGAAACAUCCACGUUUCUUACAGCUGAUACAAGAUAUUGAAGAGAAUAAUGAAUAUCUCAUUUUCGUCACUGAACCUGUUAUAGGAAGUUUAGCAGAUUUGUAUAUACAUAAUCAGGAUUUCUCCUUUUGUGAACUUGAAAUUAUAUUUGGGGUGUAUCAGAUUACAGAUGCCCUUAGAUAUCUUCACAGUACUCAAGAACUCAUGCACUGUAACAUAAAUCCGUCAUCAAUAUUAUUGAUUAACAGAAGUAUCUGGAAACUUGGAGGGUUGAAUUAUUUGGAAAAGAUCGUUGACACUACAAAAGUUACUCCGAAAUUCACUGGAUAUUCAGUGAAAAUUCCACGUGCUGCUCAACCAGAUUUAGACUUUAUUGCUCCAGAGGCUCAGUUGUAUAAUUCUAUGUCACCACUUGCUGACAUGUUUUCUUUGGGAAUGGUGGUGUGUGCACUGCACAAUAAAGGACAUUCUCUUAUUGAUUCAGAGCAAAAUCCAAGUGUUUAUGUCAAACGAAUACCUGAGAUAUCAAAUGCCUUUGAAAGAAUAUCUGAACGAUUACCCAAAGCUCUAUUGGAACCAGUGCGCAAAAUGAUUAGUCAGGAUGUUCGCGAAAGACCGACAUCACAGCUCUUCGCCUUGUUGAAAGUAUUUAAUGAGCCUACAGUUCUGUCCUAUGAAGGUCUUCUUACUUUAGGAGAUAAAUCGGUCAAUCAAAAAAAAGAAUUUUUCGGACGACUUCCCAAAGUUAUACCGUUAUUUGAACCAGUUGUCAGAUACAAAUAUAUUCUACCUCUAAUCUUACGUUGGUUGUAUGAGUCGAAUGAAUUAGUCCCCUACAUUCUACCAUCUUUCUUGACAAUGGUCAAAGUGGCUGAGUCAGAUGACUAUGACAAGUGUUUGAAAUCUCAUCUGCAUAAAAUUUUGACAGAACCGAAAUCACUUCAGACAACUAUGGUGAUUAUGGAUCUUUCGGACUUUUUUAUCAAUCACAUUAGCCAAGAGGAUAUUGGAAAUCUUCUUGUCCCAGAACUAUUUGUUUGUCUUGAACCCGGUACUCCAAAGUCAUUGGAAACUGUACAGAAUGCAAUUUCAGUUUUAUCAAAAUAUCUGAGUAGUACUCAGAUUGUUCAGUCCAUUUUGCCACACCUUAAAGAAAUUUAUCAUCGCAAAACGUCAAAUCCUAAGAUUCGUAUAGCUUGUUUGGAAUGUAUAGGAAGACUUUUGACAAAUAUGACCCUAUCCACAGUGUGUGAAGAUGUACUCCCUUUUGUCAGCUCUAUUCGAACAGUCGAUCGAGAAUUAGUUCUUGCUGUUUUAGCUUUAAAUCGUCGACUUAUAUCAGACAGGAAAGGAGAAAUUUCUUAUACCUACAUAGCUGGAAUGUUAUUACCAUCUAUGGUUAACUUCCUAGCUCUACAGACACUAACUAUUUCUGAUUUUAGGGCAGUCAUUAAUUUAACACGGACUAUGUUGGAUUUAAUUGACCGCCAGCGUUCAAUUGAAUUAAGGUCUCAAACUGGUUCAAAAUCAGCCGGUGGAAGCUGUUCUGAUAUGAGUUCACCGUUUGCCCCUCCUCGAAAUCUUCCAUUAAUUGCUAUGCAGCGUCCAACAAUAGAUUCGGAAUUACUAUGUGCAGAUAUGGAUGAUCCAAAACUUUCAAGAUCAAGUUUAGAUUAUCGACGUAGUUCUGGCAGUGAAGUAAGCGGCACUAGUCGCUGGAGUAGGAAUAGUUUGCUGCUCCAACGAUUGCAAGCAUCACAGCAUCGAUCAGAGAGCCUCCUUUUCAACACAAAGCACAGAAACUCCACUGGAGAUCACCGAUUCUGGAAUGAAACCUCAAGCAAUCCGAGCUUUAAUUAUCAUGCACAUUCUGGCGGCAAUUCUCGUAUAGGUGCCAGUCCUUUCUACAUACAAAGUCCAGUUUCUGGAGAUUUACACAAGAUACGAAGAUAUUCUGGAAAUUUGCCAACUCGGUCAAUGGAAAACCAGGACAACUUAGGUUCACUAAAUGUCCCAAGGUACAAUAGUGGAUUUUUGGAUCCCAGAAGACAUAGUUACGGUUUCACACCAAGUACAUCAACAAAAUCCUUGAUUACUGUUAAUGUAUGCGAAGGACCUUUUGUUACUCCUUUCAGUUAUCGUAGUUCAAUACGUCGAAAUUCUGGUUGGAGUUGUGGACAGUUUCCAAGUUCUCAAGUGGUGAAUACUACAGCUGAAGAUAUUCAAAGACGUUCCAGUUUGAAUGUUAUAAGUGAUCUGCUGGUGUCAACAUUCAAGAAAGUUUUGUGAAAGACAAUAUCAAUACUGCUAGAAAAGAACUAAGUAUAAAUUAAAUUGUGGAUAUCGCCGUUAUUAUUCUUACUAUUAGUAUUACUAUUAUUACUGUCAGAGUGGUGACUGUCUGUUAUUUUGAUGUUUCUACAAUUUUUUUUCCUCUUGUAUAAUAAUACUUAUUAUUAUAUGAAAUAAAAG
Messenger RNA from Trichobilharzia szidati, 2787 nucleotides. The record is from the annotation of a GenBank genome assembly. Lineage: Eukaryota; Metazoa; Platyhelminthes; Trematoda; Strigeidida; Schistosomatidae.